Molecule: messenger RNA, 1035 nt
Organism: Funneliformis geosporum
Lineage: Eukaryota; Fungi; Glomeromycota; Glomeromycetes; Glomerales; Glomeraceae
Source: the annotation of a GenBank genome assembly
AUGUCAAAUCCUCUCUUGGCCUCGGCACUCAGUGCUGUUACAGAACAAAAGAUUGUUACUUACGAUGAUUAUGUUAAAAGCCUACAUGAUAAUAAUGUUUAUUAUGCUGAAUUGGAUCAAAAAUCUCUCCACCAGUCUCAUUUAGUUGGUGGUAAGGUACCCAACGACAAAGCAUCUAUAUAUCAACCUUAUUUUGGUUGUAAGUUACCUAAAAUUCCUAAAAUCGAAAAAAAUUUCGAAUUAGGUGGAUUAAAUAAAUUAGAUGAAGGUGGACAAAUAUUCGUUAUAUUAUUAAAUGGUAAAACUGCAACAUUAAAAGUCAAAUUCACCAUGACAAUUUAUCAAUUUAAAUUGUUAAUUCAAGAUAAACAAGAUAUUCCACCAAAUUAUAUACGAUUAAUUUUUGCUGGUAAACAACUUGAAGAUGGACGUACUUUAGGAUCUUACAAUAUACAAAAUAGUUCGACUAUUUAUUUACUAAUGAGAUUAGAUGGCGGAAGUCCCACUUUAUUAUAUCUUCUUCCUAAUCAUCUUGCUCCAGAAUUUGAUUAUGAUUUUACAAAUAAAAAUGAUAAUGGCAAGACUUUUGUUCGAGGAAAAUUUGAAUAUAAACGUCCUUGUGGUUGGAAAAGAAUCGCUCUUAAUGUUCUUGACAAAUAUGAGAAUGAUAUUUGGCUUGGCGUUGAAGGUCGAAAAUCUUCAACAAGUUCGGUACAAAAUGAAUGGCCAGUUUCUUAUCAUGGAACUGCCAAACAUAAUUGUAAAUCAAUUGCUGAAGAAGGUUAUGAUUUGUGCAAGUGUAAACGAUUCGUAUUUGGAUAUGGAAUUUAUUCAACACCAGAUAUUGAUGUCGCAUCUAGUUAUGCUACUAAAUUUAUUCAUGAAGGAGAUACAUAUAAAGUUGUAUUUCAAAAUCGAGUUAAUCCAAAUAACUUAGUUAGAGUUACUAAGGAAGAGACUGGUUUUGGUGAAUAUUGGAUUUCGUCAAGUGGAGCAGAUUUACGUCCGUAUGGGAUCUGUAUUAAGAAAAUUUAA